Messenger RNA from Cokeromyces recurvatus, 1003 nucleotides. RefSeq names its product concanavalin A-like lectin/glucanase domain-containing protein. The transcript has a single exon. NCBI's taxonomy places the organism in Eukaryota, Fungi, Mucoromycota, Mucoromycetes, Mucorales, Mucoraceae. Gene Ontology annotation, molecular function: protein binding. The record is from RefSeq and is a predicted model, not a curated record. The coding region runs from base 49 to 912 and encodes 287 amino acids.
UUUUUUUUUUUUUUGCUCUAUUUAUCUAUCUAUCUCUCUUUCAUUAUAAUGAAUAAUAAAGAAUUCGAACAAGAACCUCCUAGUUAUGAUCACGCUUUUCAAACUAACCUUGAUCCCCAGAAUCAAGUUUACCAGUUUGGAAAAAUUCAUGAUGCAUCACUUGAUUCUUAUGAAAGAGGAGAAAUGUUCAUUCAAGCAUUUGAAUCAUCCUUGGACUCAUUUCCUUUAAAAGAAGCUCAAGAAAUCAAACAAAAUGGAUUUAUCAAUUGUAUACAACUUAAUAACCCGACUACUCCUUUACAUUCUUCUUAUAAUACACAUCCUAAACAACUACAACAACAACAAACACAUGUACCUUUCCUUAUCAAGGAUACCUAUUGUAUUCAAUUUUGGCCUUAUAUGAAAGGACAAGAACCAGACCUGGAUGUGACAGUUCAUGGUACACAUCCAUUUUUAAAGCUAUCUGACUAUGCUGAUCAUCAUCAGAGUACAUUAUUAUUAACACAGCAUUAUUUCGAAAUCACUCUACAGAGAGUAUUCAAUAAGGAUAUUGUCUUGGCUAUCGGUUUAUGUACUCAACCGUACCCUAUCUUUCGUAUGCCAGGUUGGAAUAAGUUUUCGAUAGGUUAUCAUAGCGAUGAUGGACACAAGUUCUGUGAUGAUGCAACAGGAGGUCAAGCCUUUGGUCCUAGUUGGACAAAAGGGGAUACAGUAGGCUGUGGUUACUGUCCGGAUACUGGCAAUGUCUUUUUCACUUUAAAUGGUGUAUGGAUAUGGCAAGCCUUCGAAGGCCUUGGGCGUCAUUACUACUAUCCAAGUAUUGGUGCUGAUGGUCCUGCUCAAGUAGAGGUUAACUUUGGUCAAAAACCAUUCCAAUAUCCAAUUGAAAAUUGGAUAGGAAAUUAUAUUUAAAGAAGAAGAAAAAGAAAAAGAAAACCAAAAAACCAUAAAAAAGAAAAAUAAAUAAAAGAAAUAAAAGGCUUUAAUAUUCAUUUUGAAGAGA